AUAAAGAUAAAAAAUUAUUAUUAUUAUUAUUAUUAUUAUGUAAAAUUUAGCACAGGGUUUUCCCUGGGGAGAAAUAUCCCGGGACCUCAGACUUCCAGCACCUUUCUGAGGAUAUGUGCCGAUCCGAGGAGUGCCGACUUUUGCAUCGUUCUUGUUCGGUUUAUUAUUAUUAUUAUUAUUAUUAUUAUUAUUAUUAUUAUUAUUAUUAUUAUUAUUAUUAUUAUUAUUAUUAUCAUUAUUAUUAUGUGAAGUAUACAUGA
Messenger RNA from Porites lobata, 260 nucleotides. The record is from the annotation of a GenBank genome assembly. Lineage: Eukaryota; Metazoa; Cnidaria; Anthozoa; Scleractinia; Poritidae.